AUGGCUGACGAUGGUGUGCGCAGUAGCGUCUAUUCAGCUCCCACACCUAUGAGACCUUUCACGGAUGGUGGCAAUAUACUUCCUGCAGAAACUUUGAGCAAUCGUAAGCGUCGCGUUGAUGUACUUGGUGGCCUCUCACCCUCUGUCUCCCGUGUACCUUCAAGUUUACUUAACGUUUCAAGAUUACGAGCAGCUUCGAAGUCACCGUCGGUACUUCAGAUGUUUGCGGCUGAAAACUUUGGCUCUAGAAGUGGCAGCAAUUUUGCUUCUGCGUCGUCAAUAUCCGCGUUGUCGUCAUCGUGGAGCGGCCGCAACGCGCGAGAUCCAGAACAGGAGCCCGAAUUCAAUAAUAUUGGCGGUCAUCUCAAUAUUAUUGGGCAGCCAAAUAAGCGCUCAAGAGUGACAUGUUAUACGCUGCCAGGGACAAUUAAAAUGAAUCAAGUGACAUACGACAGCACGCAAUCGGAAAGAGUUCCGAGAGUUGCUGAUCACAGAGAGGAGCAAUUUGAAGUCAUGAAAGAGAAUUCGCAAAAUUUGUUGGAGGCGAUGAGUAUUUCACAACAGAAUACGCAAGAGUGCACGCAGACACAGGAAGAUAGUCCCUCGUUGUGUCUUAUGCGGCUCGUGCUACACCCAGAAGUUGAUAAAGCUGUGACAGCAUUUCAAAAGAAUGCACUGGAAAAAAGUGGAUUGUACCGAAUAGAGAUGCAGAUGCUCACACCAAGAGUAUCACUUGGAAGAGAUAAUUUCGUCGGUAUAUUUGAUAAGAAGAAUUCUGGGGUUGACCCCGUCAAAUUAAGCAGAGUUCAUUGUGUUAUUGAGACUGCACUCGACCCAGAAACGCACAAACACGCGGUCUUUAUCACCGAUAAAAGUACGAAUGGGAUCAGAAUUGAUGGAGUGCAAGUGCUCAAAAACAAAAAAUAUAAGCUGAGUAAUAGACAGAAGAUCACGCUAUUGUCGUCACGUCAAGGGAAUGUACUACUUGGAUAUGUUGUGGAAGACCCACAUGAACGAGACUCACUGGAGAGAUCCAAGGGCAAUCAAAACACGAAUUUGGCUGACUCGCAAGAUAAAUCGCAGCAGGAACCAAAUAUUCAGGAGUACACGCUAGGUGUUUUGUUUUCGGCCCCAAUAGUGGGGAAAGACAUACAUGGCAAGUACCAUCCUAUUGCAGAGCUUGAUGUCAAACGAGAGUACUCAAUACUGCAGAAGAGCUUAACAGAAGCGUCCAAGUUUGCAAAGCGUCCUGCUGCAGCUAAUGAUAACGGUCUCGGCACAUCAUCUAGGGUAUACCAGUGCCCCAGACAAAUUAGUGUGGUAGCUAAGUUUGCAAACACCAACACGUUUCGAGCAAUGGUGACGCUUGGUUGUCGAGCACUUCAUUUUUCAGGGCAUGGUGACGAGAAUCAUCUUUAUUUUGAAGAUGGUAUGGGAUUGGUGCAUCCGAUACCGCAUCAAGGACUUCAAGAACUUUUUUCUGCAGGUGAUGGGGGAGAGUCUACACUGCGUCUGGUGUUUGUAUCCGCGUGUUCGUCUGCUCCGCUGGCGCAUGCGUUCGUGGCUUGUGGUAUUCCACAUGUCAUUGGAGUACGUACAAACCAAAAGAUUGAAGAUUAUGCAGCAAUUGAAUUCACGCGCGCAUUCUACUUGGCACUUGCGACUGGUAAGCAGGUGGGGGCAAGCUUUACUAUAGCUCAACAAUCGGUGGCAAAAUCUCCGAAUAUUCGAGGACCAAUGGCAGUUGCUGAAAAGUUCAUGUUGCUUCCUGAAGAUGGAGAUCACUCCGAGAUUAUCUUUCCACUAGCAGCAGUCGAAUCUUCACAAACUAUUAACCUUGAGCCAAUGAAGAAAAAACGAUACCCGAAGCUUUGGUUUGAUGACUUGCCAGCAAUGUGUCAAGGGUUUUGCAACCGGUCCGUCGAAGUUUACAAAAUUUGUCUGGCGCUUUUGAUGACGCAGUCUCGUAUCACUCGCCUCGUUACUAUUUGCGGCGAGGAAGGCAUUGGCAAGACAUCUGUGGCUCAUGCGGUUGCAAAUUACGUAGGACCGCGUUUUACUUCGGAAGGUGGAGUUCGCAUCUUUCAUGUUGCAAAGUUAGCUCAAGACGUGAUGGAUGACCACGUGGGCGUGAUGCGACGAAACAUCAAUAUUGCGAAUGGCCGAUGUCGCGUUAUUAGUCGGUUAGAGACGAUGGUUUCGAAUCAUCUUAAACAACAUAAAGCCCGAAUUGAAUUUAACGGUCAGCAAAUGCUAAUGGUCAUGGACGGGUGCGAUUAUCUCCUACGUAAUGACUCCCGGCGGGACCGUUUUCGUGCUUUUUUGUCUGACAUUCUGACAAAUAAUGCGUUUUUGAAAAUUGUUUUAACUGCACGAACUUCUAUCUGUGCAGACGGUGCUGUUCGUGGACACGGUGAACGAUUAUACACGCUGUCGAAGUUUGACAUGAAAAGUGCGACAUUGAUGCUGGUGAGUUUAAUGAGUCGACCUAUUCGUGUUGAAGAAUUGAAGCACGCAUGUGCUCCGACGUCGAUAGACAAGCUUGAACUUAUUGCGUCGCACCCGGCACUUCGAGCUACAAAUGGAAUUCCAAAGCGCAUUGCCGAUCUAGCGGGUAGGCUAAACGAAAUGACUAUGGACAAGAUUCCGAUUGAUGAAAGCGAAAUAAAUUAA
This is a messenger RNA of Plasmopara halstedii, 2673 nucleotides long. RefSeq lists its product as hypothetical. Gene Ontology annotation, molecular function: protein binding. The transcript has a single exon. The record is from RefSeq and is a predicted model, not a curated record. Lineage: Eukaryota; Oomycota; Peronosporomycetes; Peronosporales; Peronosporaceae. Bases 1 to 2673 code for a protein of 890 amino acids.